AUGUAUGGGCACACUCAAUGCCAUAGCCAUCCCAUAUAUCAUCCACCGCCCACUCAGAUGCAAGGCCUAGCUCGGUUCAAAAUCAUAAAACCUUCUUUCUACGACCGCUACGAGUGCAAGCCCGACAAUGCACCCGGCGGUCCUGUCCUAUACAACCUUGCCAUCUCAAGUAAUCAGAAGAAGCACCCCGACUUGGUCCUGAACGCCGAGGGGAAGAUAUUUCGCAUUGGUCUCGGAGAUCCGCUAAAUGUUCGGUGGACAGAAAUGCUGUACCGCGGAAAGGACAAAUACGGCUGGACAUUUACCUUUAAUCUUCCAAACACAGGACGGCCCGUUCCAAUGACUUGGAGGAAGGGCAACAGUGUAGCUGUAGACGGUAUGAAAGCUUCUCGUUUGAGCGACAAUAACUUCAAGCUGCUGGACCCAAAUGGCCAGCUCAUGGCAGUCUUUACAAGCCACACCAUGAGCUUGCGUCUCAGUGCCGUUGGAACUUUGCAGAUCAACAUAGAUCUCGGCCCUAUGUCUGAGUAUGCCGUCAUCACAACUUUCCUGCCCAUCUACGACUUUCAGACGCGCGAAGAAGACAUUCGAUCAAGUCGUAUCAGGGCUGCGGGUGCCGCUGCCUCCAGUAGUUGUUGUUGA
Messenger RNA from Fusarium fujikuroi IMI 58289, 642 nucleotides. RefSeq lists its product as uncharacterized. Lineage: Eukaryota; Fungi; Ascomycota; Sordariomycetes; Hypocreales; Nectriaceae. The record is from RefSeq and is a predicted model, not a curated record. The coding region runs from base 1 to 642 and encodes 213 amino acids. The transcript is spliced from 2 exons.